UCAGACAUCAGGGAUGAUACUCAAUAAACACCAGUAUUGAGAUCUCCUAAAGUCUUUCGUCCUAGAUUGGUCCUUCGCUUCUCCGAUACUUUUUUCUUUGAACAACCAGCAUGGCAGCGCAGGAAGACGCGUCGAGCCGGUCGGCUAGGCUGUCGAAGUAUUUCGACCUCAUUGUCAAGGGCAAACGCGAGCUCAAGACUUCUGCUGAUGGACCUCGGUUCCUGGAGGCUCUCUGUGAUGAGAUUGAUGCUGCGAAAAGAAUUGAAGCUCUUAUCGCAGCACCGAAGGGGCUGGAAGCAGUCGCCAAGGCAGUUCGGCUCUCUCUUGAUCGCCCAUUCCUUAUUGGUGCAGGCACAGAUCUUCUCCUCUACCUCACGGCUCCAUCUCUCAAACAGCUCUGCAGUGGCCAAUUCCUUUACCGCGUCCUGGAGGCCAUCGUAGAACCACCAUCUUUCUGGAACGCUCUCCUCGAUGCACAUGAGAAGAGAUUGCUUACGGAGCGAGCAAGCCAUGCCUUCGGAUGGCUUCUCCUAGAAAUCCUCUCUUCCCACACGGAAGGCCUCCCGAAUGUUCGAUCGAUAGCGGAACAAGUCACCGAGAAUGGAUCUUUGACAGAAUCCUCGUCUCUCAAUGUUCGUAACAUUGGCCAGAAGAUCAAGCAUGUCUUGAGUACCACCUUUACCCACAGCAGUGAGGAUGGACCCGGAGGCCGCCAUGACAAUGACUUUGCCAACUUUAGGGAAAUUAAGAUCCUACCUACUUCGGAUGAAUUUGUAUCUAAGGAAACGCCGUUCUAUCGAACAGCUGAUGCUGUCGCAUCCGCAGACAUAGAAGCUCGUGGAGCAAUUCAUCUCGACAACCAGUUCCGCUUGUUACGAGAGAAUCUACUUGGAGAGCUGAGAAACGACUUCCAGACAGCCACUGGCCAGCAGAAAGGUAGCAGAAGGAACCUCGUCAUCCCGGGCUUGACCUUCGAGGGAAUCGACUGUGGACCGGAAACAAGGCGGAAAUUCUGCUCCAUGAAACUUCGCUGCCAGAAGGAUAUCCCGCGAAUGGCACAUUUGACGAAUGCGAAGAACAGACUACAAUUCGUCAAAGACAACAAGAAUUUUAUUCGACAUCAAUCCUUUGGGUGCUUGAUCAGCGAUGGAAACGUGGUUGCUUUUGCGACUGUAGAACGAGACGAAAAUCUUCUCUCUCACUCGCCUCCAGUCAUUGUCUUGCGUAUUGAUGAUCCAGCCUCAUUCACAAAGGUCCUUCUUGUUACCAAGUCAUCGCCAGAUCUACAAUUUGUUCAAGUCGAUACGGCCGUUUUCGCGUUUGAACCAAUUCUCAAAUGUCUUCAAAGGAUGACUGUAUUGCCUUUGAAGGAGCAGAUAGUAGACCUGCAGCCUGGAUCAAGCGAAGAAAAUGCCCAUGUUGUACCCGCAACCAUCAUCGACAAGAUCCAGAGAAACAGCCAAGACGACUUGCGUGGUAUACUAGGCACCCCCAAGUCUAUCAAACUGGACCGACCUCAAGCGGAAUCCCUCCUUAAGGGCCUUACUAGAAAAGUGAGUCUCAUUCAAGGCCCACCAGGUACGGGAAAGUCGUUCAUUGGCGCAUUGCUCGCGAAAGUAAUACACGACUACACCAAUGAGAAGAUAUUGGUCAUCUGUUAUACAAACCAUGCUCUCGACCAGUUCCUCGAGGAACUUCUCGAUAUCGGAAUAGAUGCAAGAUCUAUUGUGCGGCUAGGAUCCAAGUCCACAGUGAGAACGAAGCCAUUGAACAUUACUGAGCAAAAGAGUACAUACAAGCACAGCAGGUGCACAUGGACUACGAUCGACAACCUGAGAUCUCUGGCGGAGGGCUAUUAUGAGUCAUUGACCUUUAAAAUUGCUCGAUAUCGCAAUUUUCAGGUUUCAAAGGACGCCCUGCUAGAGUACCUAGAAUUCUCAGAUGAUUCAAAUUUUUUUGACGCAUUCACGGUUCCGGAGCAGUCUGAUGGUAUGUCUCUUGUUGGAUCGAAAGGCAAAAAGGUUGGUCGCCACUACUUACUAGACCAAUGGACUGCUGGAUAUGAUCCCGGAGUGUUCAAAGAUAGUGCUCUUCCAGAAUAUUCUGGUGUCUGGGAAAUGGAUCUAGCAACACGUACCACGUUCUUCAACCGAUGGAUCAAAGAUUUGUUACAGGAGAAUUUGUUAGAGAUUGGUAACCUGUUGACGGGGUACAACAAAUGCCAGGAGCGGCUGGGGCAGUUGAACCGCGAAAGGGAUGUUCAUACCAUCAGAGAGAAACGUAUCAUUGGCUGCACUACCACCGCAGCUGCCAUGAAAGCUGAAGGGCUUCGCAAUGCUUCGCCAGGAGUCAUUCUUGUGGAAGAGGCUGGUGAGAUUCUGGAAAGCCACAUCCUCACGGCAAUGACAAUGAAUACGAAGCAACUGGUCAUGAUUGGAGACCACAAGCAGCUUCGACCGAAGGUUGAUAAUUUUGCCCUCACUAUUGAGAAGGGUGACGGCUACAACCUUAACCAAUCUCUAUUCGAGCGACUAGUUCUUUCCGAGUUCCCACAUAGCGUACUGACGGCGCAGCAUAGGAUGCGUCCGGAAAUUUCGACUCUCGUCAGGCAGCUCACGUAUCCUGAGCUCGAGGAUGCACCCAAAACACAGAACAGACCCCCUCUCCGCGGAUUUCAGAACAAUGUCAUGUUCAUUUCCCAUGACCAUCCGGAGCUCAACACCCAACGAAUUGCUGAUCGUCGAGACGAAAAUGUGACAUCUAGCCGCGAAAAUGAGUAUGAAGUCGAUAUGGUGCUUAAAUGCGUGAGAUAUCUUGGUCAGCAAGGCUAUGGUACUGACAAGCUUGUAAUCCUCACUCCGUAUCUCGGUCAACUAUUCCUCCUUCGUAAAAAGCUCUUGAAGGACAAUGACCCCAUCCUGAAUGAUCUGGAUUCAUGGGAUCUGAUUCGAGCAGGACUGGUCACCCCAGCAGCUGCGAACAUAUCGAAGCAGCCAAUCAAGAUUUCUACGAUCGAUAACUACCAAGGAGAGGAAAGCGACAUUGUCAUUGCCUCUCUCACUCGAAGUAACCCUGGAGGAGAUAUUGGAUUUAUGUCUGCACCACAGAGAGUGAAUGUGCUCCUGUCUAGAGCACGGAACGCUUUGAUCAUGAUUGGAAAUGCGGAGACCUUCAUGAGCAGUCGUAAAGGAAAGGAUGUCUGGGUGCCUCUCAUGGAGCAACUGAAGAAAGAUGGCCAUGUUUACAAUGGCUUCCCAGUGAAAUGUGAGAGACAUCCGGACAAGGUGGCGCUCUUGACCAAGAAAGAGGACUUUGACAGCGUUUGUCCUGAUGGAGGUUGUUCCGAGCUUUGCGGCACAAUGCUGAACUGUGGUUUGCACAAAUGCCCCCAGCAUUGCCACAACUUGAAAGAUCAUUCCAAAAUGGCCUGUAUAUCAAUCAUUAAAUCGACUUGCCCUCAAAAGCAUAAGAUAUCUCGAAAAUGCCACGACAAGUCUGGCGCCAUAUGUCACAAAUGUGAGGCCGAGGCUCGCAAACAGGAAGAAAGACGCCAGCGGGACCAUAAAUUGGAGCAAGAGCGAGAAGCAAAACAGAAACACUACGCAAAUGAGCUCUCUGAGCUACAAGCCGAGAUUGAACAUGAGAAGUGGUUGGUCAAGGAUGAAUCAGAUGACCGGGAGCGGCAAAGGGUGUUAGCACAACACCGGCAAGAUCUUCAAAUCCUCAGAAAUAAAAAGAAGGCACAACAACAACAGCAGCAGCAGCAGCAGCAGCAGGUUCUUAACAAUCCCGCUAGUUCCCAGAGUCAGGAUGCAAGCAAAGAGAAUGCAUCUCCACCCGAUCCGAACCAAUCUACUUCGCAGAAUUCGUCAGCCACUACGAAGGCCAAGGUAACGAGUAAUGAUGAAGAUGAUGGCAACUCGAAGAAACCUUGGGAAUCAAGUGAAGCAAAAGAUGACUGGGAUUACCAAAAAAAUUUCGAAGGGCAAGACAAUAGAGCCCUUGAUGCCUUGAUUGGCAUGAUAGGGCUAGAAUCCGUAAAGCAGAAAUUUCUGGACAUCAAAGCCAAGGUAGACGCAAUAGUGCGACAAGGUGUCUCUCUCAAGAAUGAAAGGUUCGGUGCAGCUUUGCUCGGAAACCCUGGAACUGGGAAAACGACCGUUGCUCGCCUCUAUGCGAAAUUCUUGUGCAAGGUCGGGGCUCUCCCAGGAGACCAUUUUGUGGAGACCUCUGGAUCUGGCCUUGCUAAUGAUGGAAUUAAUGCUUGCAAAAAGCAUAUCGAUGACAUCCUAAAUACUGGAGGAGGCGUCUUCUUUAUCGAUGAAGCGUAUCAACUUGUUUCCGGAAAUAGCUCAGGUGGUAAGGCAGUGUUGGACUAUCUCCUCACCGAGAUCGAGAACCUUACCGGCAAGAUUGCUUUCGUCCUAGCAGGUUACAAUAAGCAGAUGGAGGCAUUCUUCGCCCACAACCCAGGCAUUCCAAGCCGAAUCCCCAUCGAGAUGGAGUUCAAAGAUUACGAAGAUGAGGAGCUUCUGCGGAUUCUCGGCUAUUCGAUCAAUCAGCGGUACAACGGAGCAAUGAAGGUGGAAGGUGGAAUGGGUGGUCUCUAUGCCCGAAUAGUUUCCCGCCGCAUUGGCCGAAGCCGUGGUCGAGAUGGGUUCGGCAACGCCCGUGACGUCCAGAACAAGCUAGCUAUCAUCACUGAGCGUCAAGCAAAACGACUGAAGAAGCAAAGAAGAGUGGGCAGGAAUAUCGACGACCACCUCCUCACCAAAGAAGAUCUCAUCGGCCCGGAGCCAGCAGCAGCUCUCAAAGGCAAUGCAGCAUGGGCGAAAUUACAGAAGAUGAUUGGUUUGGAUGCUGUCAAGCAGUCUGUUAAAGUUCUUCUCGAUACCAUUCAGUUCAACUACCAACGUGAGCUGGACGAAAAACCCAUUGUCGAGUACUCACUGAAUCGCUGCUUUGUUGGCUCACCCGGGACAGGGAAGACCUCAGUUGCGAAAUUGUAUGGAAAGAUAUUAGCAGACCUCAACAUGCUUUCUAAUGGAGAAGUUGUUGUAAGAAACCCAGCUGAUUUUAUCGGUGAACAUCUCGGCAAAUCGGAAGCCCAGACGAAAGCUAUCCUUGCAUCUACAGUUGGGAAAGUCUUGAUAAUAGACGAGGCCUAUAUGCUGAGGCCGAGUAAGGGCGGUAGCGGUGACGCAUUCAAAACAGCAGUCGUUGACACCAUUGUCGCCGAGGUCCAGAGCACUCCAGGCGAAGACCGAUGCGUCCUGCUGUUGGGAUACAAAGAUGAGAUGGAAGUGAUGCUCCGGGAUGUUAACCCCGGGUUAGCGCGGCGUUUCCCUCUAGACUCAGCCUUCGUCUUUGAAGACUUUGAAGACUGCGAACUGCGCAAGAUUCUAGAUUUGAAGCUCAAGGACCAAGGAUUUGAGGCCACAGAUCAAGCGAAACAGGUUGCAAUGGAUAUGCUUCGUCGAGCUCGCAAUCGACCCCAUUUCGGCAAUGGUGGCGAGAUAGACAUCAUCCUUGAUAAAGCGAAACUUCUCCACCAGCAGCAUUUGUCCACCGCCAAGACGAAGUAUAAGGAUAAGUUCGAAGCUAUCGACUUUGAUCCAAAAUUCGAUAGAGGCGCGCUUGCCUCUACCAAUUUGCCGCUUCUCUUCAAAGGGGUGAUUGGAUGUGAAGACAUCAUCAAGCAGCUACAGACGUAUCAGAACACAGCGGCGAAUAUGAAGACAUUGGGGAUGGAUCCAAGAGAUCAGAUUCCGUUCAAUUUCUUGUUUAAGGGACCUCCAGGCACAGGUAAAACCACCACUGCCCGCCGCAUGGGAAAAGUCUUCUACGACAUGGGCUUCUUAGCCAACGCAGCGGUCGAAGAAUGCUCUGCUACAGAUAUGAUAGGACAAUACAUUGGACAUACUGGACCCAAAGUACAAAAGCUUCUCGAGAAGGCGUUAGGAAAAGUGUUGUUCAUCGAUGAGGCGUACCGACUAGCCGAGGGACAAUUUGCUACGGAAGCCAUGGAUGAGCUUGUUGACUGCAUCACCAAGCCCAAAUUUGCUCGAAAGCUGAUUUGCAUCUUGGCCGGCUACGAUGAACAUAUGGAUCGGCUCAUGUCUGUCAACCCGGGUCUGACGAGCCGCUUCUCAGAGUCGAUGAUCUUCCGUCACUUGACCGCCGAGGAGUGUCUCACGCUAUUAACAGAUCUUUUACAGGCACGAAGGGCUCCCCUAGACGUCUCCGUCUUGUCAUCGCCAUCUAGCGGCUUCCGCCACCAGGUACUUCAAAAGAUUAAGCAGUUGUCAGGGCUGAAGUCAUGGGGAAAUGCUCGAGACAUCCAAUCCAUUGAGAAAGCCGUUUUCAGCAAACUAAUCUCCUCAGUAACUCCACCCAUUACGAACCUUUCCGUCACAGAAUCUGUCGUCUUGUCUGCACUUGACACGAUGCUUGACGAGCGCACCCCCCGCAGCAAAGAGGCUGGAACAAGUAGGCACAAACCUCAUAUUACUAAUCCUCCUGUUGCUCCUUCCGAGUCGCAGCCCGAUAAUGCGCCGAACAUCCAGACUUCUACAAAUACCGGCACGUCUGCAUCCUCACCAGGCCCUUUGAUACCUGCCACUCCAGGUGACGAGAAGGAAGAAACGGUUGAAGAGACCGAAGUUCCUGACCUAGGAGACACCCGUGAUGCUAGGAUUAGCGACGAAAUCUGGCAUCAACUCCAGAAAGACAAGCUAGCGGCCCAAGCUCGCGAGCAGGAGCACCAGCGUCUCGAAAAAGAGCGCAUCGCAAAAGAAGAACAGGCUGCCCAAGAAGAACUUCGGGCCAAACAGGAACUCGAGAACCUGGAGAAAGCGGAGCAGGAUGCCAAAGAUGAUGAAGAACGACGCCGUGUUGAAGCAGAGCGCAUCAGACGCGUACUAGAGAUGCGAAAACAGCAAGAGAUGCUAGUAGAGUUGGAGCGACGGAGACAAGAGGCAGAAAAGGCAAGGGAGAAGGAGAUUGUGGUUCAAAGGAAGUUGAGAAAUUUGGGAGUUUGUGUACAGGGGUUCAGGUGGAUUAAACAAGCUGGUGGGUAUAGGUGUGCAGGUGGAGCACACUUCGUUACCAAUGCCCAGCUGGGUCUUUAGGAACUUUGGUUGCGGGUUCAUCCUAUGGCAUAUUGGUGUCUUUCGGGGAACAUUAAUAUUGUAGAUUCGAUUUGUUAAAGUCGUUGGUAGAAUUAGG
Messenger RNA from Lindgomyces ingoldianus, 7227 nucleotides. Its product is annotated as P-loop containing nucleoside triphosphate hydrolase protein. Lineage: Eukaryota; Fungi; Ascomycota; Dothideomycetes; Pleosporales; Lindgomycetaceae. The record is from RefSeq and is a predicted model, not a curated record. The coding region runs from base 111 to 7130 and encodes 2339 amino acids. The transcript is spliced from 8 exons. Gene Ontology annotation, molecular function: helicase activity; ATP hydrolysis activity; ATP binding.